CCACUCCACCUGGAAAUUUGAGUAACUGAUCAGGCGCCCUUCUUCAACCACCACAACGUCGCCAAGAUGGCGUGGUCAAAGACGACGCGCAUCCAAGUGAUGCUGGCGAUCGAUGUCAUGUUCUUCCUCCUGGAACUGUCCGUCGGUCUCGCUGUCGGAUCACUUGCACUCUUGGCGGAUUCAUUUCACAUGUUAAACGAUAUCAUUUCCCUACUUGUCGGAUUGUGGGCCCUUUCUUUGACCAAGCGGGCGACAACAGAUCAGUUCUCCUACGGUUGGUUACGCGCGGAAAUUCUCGGUGCCUUCUUCAACGCGGUAUUCCUGAUUGCGCUUUGCGUGUCCAUCGUUCUUGAAGCCCUCGGCCGAUUCAUCAACCCUCCCACGAUCGACAACCCGAAACUGAUUCUGAUUGUUGGGUCACUUGGCCUUGCCUCGAACCUCGUUGGCUUCGUCGUUCUCGGCGGACACGGCCACUCCCAUGGGCCUGGCGGACACGACCACGGCCACGACGAACAUGGGCAUGACCAUGCGGACGCCCACGAGCACGACCAUGGAUAUGAGCACAGCGCGGUCGCCGAGGAAGGACGCGCGGGGGUAGCGAGCGAUGCGCAUAAUCACCAGACGGGUAGAACCCGGAAGUCGAGCAACGCCAGACACGCUCGCUUCACGAGCAUCGAAGACAUGCAAAUUUAUCCAGCUAGCUUCAGGCAAGAGAUCAUUGAGGCGAGCAGGUCCCAGCCGGAGGAGGAGGAGUCCAGCAGUGAGAAUAGCUCUGACAACGAAAACGGCGGACAUGAUAACACCAACACCGAAAACACCCCGUUGAUUGGAGGAUCGAAUGGACACAAUCACCAACAUUAUGGCGCACACUCAUUUUCGUCAAAGAAGGGACGACGGAACUCGAACGUUCAUCGCGAGCACAACCACACCAAGCCGAAGAAGGCAAGCAAGGGCGGACACGGACACAGCCAUGCUGAUAUGGGCAUGAAUGCAAUGGUUCUUCACGUCAUUGGAGAUGCGUUGGGUAACGUCGGUGUCAUAGCCACGGCCCUGAUUAUCUGGCUCACUAACUGGCCGGGGCGCUUCUAUGCUGACCCUGCCGUCUCGCUCUUCAUCACCGUCAUCAUCCUCCGCUCAGCCAUCCCACUCACUCUUGCGGCUUCCAAGAUCCUGCUCCAGGCGACGCCCGAGCACAUCGACCUCAAGCAAAUACGGGAAGAUAUCCAAGAUCUGGAGGGUGUAGUCAGUUGCCACCACGUCCACGUCUGGCAGCUUGACGACACGAGCCUCGUUGCCUCGCUGCACAUCCAGGUGGACUUCCCAAUUUCCGCGGCCGGCGGUGACAAGUGGAUGGAGCUCUCCAGGCAGGUCCGGCAGUGUCUGCACGAAUAUGGAAUCCACAGCGCUACGAUCCAGCCCGAGUUUUGCCUCGACACGACACACAACCACACCGAGGAGGCCGCGACUUCGCCCCGCCCGGACGACUCGUCGUCUUCGCUUCCUGGAUGCGGCAAGGCGGAUGGGAAGUGCUUGCUUGCCUGCGUGGAGGAUUGCUCGGGCCGGGGCUGCUGUGUCGUGCCGGGCGUGUCGAGGCCGGAGAGCACCCAUUCUCAUGACGGGGAUGGCCAUCAUCACCACUAGGCCCGGCUGGAAUGGUUGUUUCAUGAUUAAUCGAUAAGCAGUCGAAAAUUUAUGAGUUUAGUUCUUGAAGAAAUGGCCCAAGUGAUUCGUUAUUCUGAUUGUUUUUUGAAACCGGACCCAUGGAGUGGACAUGAGAAUUCUAUCCGAAUCAUCAUUUCUGGCCGAUAUGUCUGCGUUUCGGCAUGCUGCAUUACAAAGGGAUAGGGGUUUGUCUUAAAAGCGUUACACGGAGCAGCGGAAUAGGUGUUAUGGUUACACUUGGGUUUGAGGGAGGGAAUAUGAAUAAACGUCAUUACGUACAAAGCGAGUGAGGGAUACACAAAAUAUUUUAAAGGUUAUGGCAUCUAUUUACUGUAUACGAGGUCUUUCAGCGCCGAUAUGUCCUUUGAGCAUAUACAGCAUCAGGCAUGAAGUAGACAGCAAUUUGGUCUUUCUGUGGCCUUUUAA
Neurospora tetrasperma FGSC 2508 is the source of this 2088-nucleotide messenger RNA. RefSeq lists its product as uncharacterized. Lineage: Eukaryota; Fungi; Ascomycota; Sordariomycetes; Sordariales; Sordariaceae. Bases 67 to 1641 code for a protein of 524 amino acids. The record is from RefSeq and is a predicted model, not a curated record. Gene Ontology annotation, biological process: zinc ion transmembrane transport; intracellular zinc ion homeostasis. The transcript is spliced from 3 exons. Gene Ontology annotation, cellular component: membrane. Gene Ontology annotation, molecular function: zinc ion transmembrane transporter activity.